CUGAAGUAGGGGUUAUUCGAAAUGCGACCCUUGAAGUCAACAAUAGCAGACAGUAAAUGUGGCGAUGCGGUGAUGUGGGAAUUUGGUCACUUAUUUAAGCUUCUUUUUGGGAAAUCCCACAUUGAGGUUCCGCGCUAGUGCGAUCAGGGACGAAAAAAUAGAGCUGCAAAAUAUUUGCCCUUCCCGAACCAACUCCAUCGCAACUUUCAUCGCUUUCGGCCUCAUCGGCCUGUCAACCACUCUAAUCGGUCUAUUUCGUGCGUGGGUUGGAAGUCAUUUCUAUUUCAAUUAUUUUUUUUAAUCGAUUAUACCCCUGCGAUGGCCGAUUUUCUCCUCUUCGAGGGCCCAAUGGGCUACUCGAUUUUCAAGGUUGUCCACCAGGCCGAUACUGUGGGAAAUCAACUGAAGGAAGUGCAAGAGAACCUACAGGACCUUGCGAAAUUCGGGAAGAUGGUUGAAUUGACGAGUUUCUUGCCCUUUGAAAACAACAAACAGGCCCUUGGCGAAAUCAACGACAUUUCGGAAGGUGUUGCCUCAGAGACACUCGUUUCGUUCUUGGACUUGAACUUGCCGAAACCGAAUAAGAAAAAGAAGGUUGUGCUGGGUCUGUCUGAUAAAGCCCUCGCUGGAAGCAUCAAGGCGGCGUUCCCGUUUGUGGAGUGCGAAACUGGAGACACUAGUGAUGUUGUUCAGGAUAUGCUACGAGGUAUUCGACUACAUGCGGGCAAACUUCUUAAGCAGCUCCGUGAAGGCGAUCUAAACACUGCCCAGCUUGGUCUCGGUCACGCGUAUUCAAGAGCCAAGGUCAAGUUCUCAGUACAGCGCGAUGACAACCAUAUCAUCCAGGCAAUCGCGAUUCUUGACCAGCUCGAUAAAGCAAUCAAUACCUUCUCUAUGAGGGUCAGGGAAUGGUAUUCGUGGCAUUUCCCCGAGCUCAUCAAAAUUGUAUCGGACAAUCAGCGCUACGCCCGUGUCGCGCUUUUUGUCCAGAAUAAGAAGGAUCUGACGGAGGAAAAGCUACACGAUUUGGCUGCCAUUGUGGAUGAUGAUGAAGGUAUUGCCAGGAGUGUUAUUGAUGCGGCCAAGCACAGUAUGGGUCAAGAUAUCUCACCAACUGACAUGGAAAAUGUACUUGCUUUUGCUAAGCGUGUUGUGAGCUUGUCGACUUAUCGCAAAAACCUGCACGCCUAUUUGGUAUCAAAGAUGAGCGUCGUUGCGCCAAACUUGGCAGCGCUGAUUGGCGAAGUUGUCGGUGCGCGGUUGAUUUCGCAUGCGGGUAGUUUGACCAACCUCUCUAAAUACCCAGCCUCCACCGUCCAGAUUCUCGGUGCGGAGAAAGCUCUUUUCAGAGCUUUAAAGACCAAGGGAAAUACCCCCAAGUACGGAUUACUUUACCAUUCGUCUUUCAUUGGCCGCGCCGGUCCCAAGAACAAAGGCAGAAUCUCCAGAUUCUUGGCCAACAAGUGCUCCAUCGCAUCGAGGAUUGAUAACUUCUCCGAAACACCGUCCACCAAGUUUGGCAACGCCCUUAGGCAGCAGGUCGAGGAAAGACUGGAAUUUUACGCCACUGGAGCUGCACCAACUAAGAAUGAAGUUGCAAUGAAAAUGCCAUGGACUCUGUUUUAGCGGACAUCGAAGUGGAUGGCGCAGAUAGUGAUGUAGAGAUGAAGGAUUCAAGUGAGGUGGUCGAGAAGAAGAGCAAGAAGGAGAAGAAGGAAAAGAAGGAAAACAAAGACAAGAAGGAAAAGAAAGAGAAGAAGUCUCGAAAGUCCGAUGUCGGCGAAGCAGAGGAGACCCCGAAAAAGAAGAGAAAGCGGGAUAGCGAAAUAGGAUCGUCCAAGAAGAAGUCGAAAGCGUGAUUAUGUGUAUUCCAUUGUCAACUGGGUGUAUUUUGCUGCAUUGGGGCGUUGUAAACGGAUGUUCGAUAUGUGCUAUUUUGUCUCUUGUUUUCUAUGGUCUUGAAAAGGGUUUCGCAUUUUGUCAAAUAUAUUUAGUCCGGUGUUUUGUUAAUUUUGAAUUUGAUUCUUUUAACUAGUUAUUGAAGAAUAGUAUCCAUUUUCGAGUUCUUUAUUUGUGUGGACAAGUGACGAAGAAUGCAG
This is a messenger RNA of Blastomyces gilchristii SLH14081, 2099 nucleotides long. RefSeq names its product nucleolar protein 56. Gene Ontology annotation, cellular component: small-subunit processome; box C/D methylation guide snoRNP complex. The transcript has 3 exons. Bases 319 to 1626 code for a protein of 435 amino acids. NCBI's taxonomy places the organism in Eukaryota, Fungi, Ascomycota, Eurotiomycetes, Onygenales, Ajellomycetaceae. Gene Ontology annotation, molecular function: snoRNA binding. The record is from RefSeq and is a predicted model, not a curated record.